Sinocyclocheilus rhinocerous is the source of this 2760-nucleotide messenger RNA. Its product is annotated as FYVE, RhoGEF and PH domain-containing protein 3-like. The coding region runs from base 389 to 2203 and encodes 604 amino acids. The transcript has 19 exons. Gene Ontology annotation, cellular component: cytoplasm. NCBI's taxonomy places the organism in Eukaryota, Metazoa, Chordata, Actinopteri, Cypriniformes, Cyprinidae. Gene Ontology annotation, molecular function: metal ion binding; guanyl-nucleotide exchange factor activity. Gene Ontology annotation, biological process: cytoskeleton organization; filopodium assembly. The record is from RefSeq and is a predicted model, not a curated record.
CACACACAGAGACAGACUGAGCGAGGUCUGAGGAGAGAAGCAUAUGAUCUGCACCAGAGCAUAAAUAGAUUUGUCUCCAGCAGCGCUGCAGUGCUCCUGUGGAUCUGUAGAGCAGCCUCAGAAGAAGAAAACCCCGCCUCCUCCCAGGCCAUGCCCCGCCCAGCACACACCGAGGCCACGCCCCACUCCCUCAGCCACGCCCAGAGCACAGAAACCCCACGUGCCCCCUAAGCCUGUGCUCCUGCUCGGUCCUGUCCCUCCAGUGCCCCGCCGACCCCUGCCCAGUCCCCCUCUGAGAGCCAGAGUCCCGUCUGCAGGGCCCAUCCACAGCUCCAGGUUUCCGAUUCUGGGCCUCCAGCGGAGGAGCGACCUCCAUUGGGGAGCCAACAUGGAUUCUCCAGCCUCUCGAGACGCCAGCGAUCAUCCUCAGCUCAGCGAGACACCAGUGGCAGCAGCGCUGGAGAAAGAUGAUGCACUUUCAUUUAAAGCAUGUGAAAUCUCUGAGCUUUUGAGAUUGUCCAGCUUAAACUUCUUCCAGACGGACUCUGCCAGUGACGCGGAGAUUACAGAGGAACUUCAGAAAGAGCAUCAGAAACAGUGCAGCAGUGGUUUGGAGAGUAAUCGCAGUGACUCAGACGGAGAGCGUCAUGAGGGGAGCAGUAAACACGCAGACGGCGAGGAGGCAAGGUCGCAGGGUCACGAGGGGACGGAGGCCAGCGGAAAGAUCCCCAACCGGGACAGCGGCAUCGACAGUCCGUCCUGCGGAGCGGAGGCUGAGGGCUUCCCCAGCGAGGACAGGAGUGCCAGCCUGGCCACAGAGACCACCGCCGGAGACAAGCGGGACUCCACGCAGGACGAGGACAGCGACCUGGACGAGGGGAGCGGCGAGGAUCCCGAGAGCCUGGAGAUCAAGUCACAGAAGCUGUUGAACAUCGCUAAAGAGUUGCUCCAGACAGAAGAAGCGUAUGUGAAAAGACUCAACCUGCUGGACCAGGUGUUUUGUGCUCGUCUGACGGAGGCCGGCAUCCCUGCUGAGGUCAUCAUGAACCCUGUUGAGGAAGAAAAGGAUACUACACAGCUCGAAAUUCAGAGCUGUAAUCCGCGCAUAGGGGACAUCCUGCAGAAGCUGGCCCCAUUCCUGAAGAUGUACGGCGAGUAUGUGAAGAACUUCGAUCGUGCCAUGGAGCUGGUGAGCACAUGGAUGCAGCGCUCUGCUCAGUUCAAGAGCGUGGUCCAGAACAUCCAGAAGCAGGAGGUGUGUGGGAACCUGACGCUGCAGCAUCACAUGCUGGAGCCGGUGCAGCGGAUCCCGCGCUAUGAGCUCUUACUGAAGGACUAUCUGAAGAAGCUGCCCGCCGGAGCUGCAGACCGCAGAGACGCUCAGAAUGCUCUGGAGCUGAUCUCCACCGCAGCAAACCACUCCAACGCUGCCAUCAGGAAAAUGGAGAAGAUGCACAAGCUGUUGGAGGUGUAUGAGAAGUUGGGCGGAGAGGAGGACAUCGUUAAUCCAGCUAAUGAGUUCAUUAAAGAAGGCCACUUCAAGAAGAUGUCGGCUAAGAAUGGCAGCGCACAGGACCGAUACCUCUAUCUGUUCAAUAACAUGGUGCUGUAUUGUGUGCCCAAGCUGAGGCUGAUGGGACAGAAGUUUAGCGUCCGAGAGCGAAUCGACAUCGCAGGGAUGGAGGUUCAGGAAAACGCCAAGCAGAACGUCCCUCACACUUUCACCAUCAGCGGCAAACAGCGCUCGCUCGAGCUGCAGGCCAGGACGGCUGAGGAGAAGGACGACUGGAUAAAAGUGAUCCUGGCCACGAUUGAGAAGCACAAGCAGAACAGCGAGACGUUCAAAGCUUUCAAUGUCUCCUGCAGCCGUGAUGAGGAGCACACGCCUGACACGCCGGGCCUGUUGAGCAGCGCGAGCACAUGUGAGACAGACGGAGCUCAGCAUGAGAGGAAGAUCUCAAAGAAGCGAGAGAAGGAGAGAGAAACAUGCAAAGGCUGCAGUGAGACCUUCCACUUCACCAAACGCAAACACCACUGCAAGAGCUGCGGCGCGGCCGUCUGUGGGAAGUGUUCGAAGGUGUCGGAGAGCAGGAACAUCCGCGUGUGUAAGCCGUGUUUUGAAGGCCUGCAGGGAGCUGAAGGGACAGCAGGGGGCGGCACUGAGCCCAAGAGAAAACUCGAGGUCUGUCUGGCUGUGACAUGAGAAGAAGAAAGAGUCAAACGUGUUCAGACUGAUUCAGGAUUGUGAAUCAGCGACCGGCUGAACGGAGCUCCUGUCACAUACUGUAAAGGGAGGAGCAUGAGCCAAUAAGAUGCUUACCCUCACCUCUGGUCCCUCCCCUUUAUAAAAAAACUCCUGUUACUUGAAAUCACUAUAUCCUCAGCACUUUUUCAUUCUUUCUUUUGAAGAACCUUCCUUCACACGCUCGUUGCUCUUUCAGCUGCAGCUCAGUGUGAGAGCAACUGUUUGUCAAUGCACUGUUCCCGUCCGCUGCUCGUGUUGUGCUGGAUGAAGAUGUCUAUAUAAUGCUACGAUGAAUGUUUUGUUGCCUUUCAGAUGUUAUUAGUUAAAGCAUUAAGUCACUGUUCUUGUGAUUCACUGUCAGUUCAAACCUUCAUGCACCCCUUUGUUUAUUCUUUCUGAUUUGAAAAGAUGAAAUCCUUAAAAUACAAGUAAACCGAAGAGACACACUGAACUGAAGCAGAGCAAAAAGUCAUAUUUCACUCCAAACAACAGGAAGAAAUAAUAUUUUGCGUGAA